UGCUUAGUCAUACACUAGCAUGAAUGAGGCCGUUUAAGCAUUGGAGGAGAUCCACCAAUCAAAUCGCGAGGCCUUCACGGAGACACUGCUAGGGAAUCAGGUGUUACAGAGAUUUUUGCUCGUAAACAUUGUUGUUUGAAUCGGUCAUGUAAAGUUCAUAAGUGGACAUGCUUGCUUGACCUCUGCUUUGUAUACGUAGUUUGCAGUCUUGUGUUUUUUUUUCUUUGGAUAGUGAUUAUUUAUUCCAUACGUAGUGUCUAACCUCUGGAUUAUUGAAAUCUGGGUCAAUAGACUAGCGCUGAUCAAUGCAAGAGAUUACUAACGGCGUGCACAAUAACUUUUUAUCGAACCGGCCCCGAGGGGGGAAGAUGACUACACGGGGAAAAGGCAAAAAAUUUCAAGGUGUAGGGAUCAAAAUCAGCGAUGAUCAACCUGUUCCACAGCCGCCCAGACCAGAUCUUGAUUCAAAGGCCACCCUGACAAUAAAUGGACAAAAGUUUGAAUGUGAUGCCAGUGACCUGCAACACAGGCGAUACCUAGGGCGGGGUGCUUAUGGUGUCGUUGAAGAAAUGAUUCAUACAAGAAGUAACACAAUACUUGCAGUUAAAAGAAUAAAUGCUACAGUAAACAACCAAGAACAGAAGCGUCUGCUGAUGGAUUUAGAUAUCAACAUGAGGAGUGGAUCAUGUGAAUACACUGUUGAAUUUUAUGGGGCUUUAUUCAGAGAGGGUGAUGUUUGGAUUUGCAUGGAGGUAAUGGAAGCUUCGCUUGAUCAGUUCUAUAAAAAGCUGAAAUCUAAUGGAGAAAAAAUACCAGAGAAUGUAAUGGGCAAGAUAGCAAGAUCAGUUGUACAGGCUCUACACUACCUACACACAGAACUACAUGUCAUUCAUCGUGAUGUCAAACCAUCCAACAUUCUGAUAAACAAACUUGGUGCAGUUAAAAUCUGUGACUUUGGCAUCAGUGGAUAUUUGGUGGAUUCAAUAGCAAGAACCAAAGAUGCUGGCUGCAGACCAUACAUGGCUCCUGAGAGAAUAAAUCCUGACAACUCUAGCAAUGGAUAUGACAUUAAAUCUGAUGUUUGGAGUUUAGGCAUAACAAUGAUGGAACUAGCCACUGGAGAAUUUCCAUAUUCAAAAUGGGACUCGCCAUUCCAGCAGAUCAAGCAAGUGGUUAUGGAAGCUUCUCCAAAAUUGCCUGAUAAUCAGUUUUCUCCUGAAUUUUGUAGCUUUAUUGACAACUGCUUGGAUAAAGACUACAAAAAACGUUGGAAUUAUGCUCAACUUUUGGAGCAUCCUUUUAUUCUUAGAGCUGCAGAACAGGAAGUAGACAUGGCAGGUUAUGUCAAUGGUGUUAUAUCAAAAUAUGGUAACCUCAAUGAAAGUAAUACUUGAGGGUGGUAGAGACUUAGGAUAUUGUGUGUUAUUUGCAAGUGUGCUUGAUAGACAUAGGCUAAAUCCAAAAAUAAUGAAAAAGACAUGUAUCCCAGCAUUUGUUAUGGGAUUGUCUUAUUUGUCUGUUCACCCAGCUUUUCAGUAUAUGGAUUGCUUGUUGUCAAUUGGUGUAACUGCUAAUUUGCUAGAUAGGAAAGAACGGAAAGUGUGCAUAUAUAAAUUGAAUACUAAUUUAACAAGAAAUGUUCCAAUGAUGGAUGCUGAUAAUUUUUAAAACUCUCCAUUGUACAGAAUAUUUUAAUUCCAUGUUGACGUAUGACCAUGUCUUUGGUUCAGAAGCUAGAAUCACUGAAUGUUUGUAAUAAUUUUUGUUUGUAAAAAGUGUUAAUAUUUAAUGUUACUGGGACAAGGAUAUUUUAUAUUUGUGUUUUUAAACCCUAUGUCCACCCUCCAAAAUAAUAAAGCAAUGCUAUGACUUUGUAUUUAACAAUAUAUUUUUAAUUGAACAUAUUUAUGAGUAAAACUAGUUGAGUAGUUUUUUUUAAUUAGUCUUUAGCUUUUAACUUCAAAAUCUAUAAUUAAAAAGUGGGUACAUUUUAUUAUAGUUAAAUGCAAAUAAAUAGACUUACUUUUUACUUGUAGUAUUUUAAUAUUUCCAGUUGUUUGUUGUUGUUUUUUUACAAAAAAAUUGGAAUUUUAAAAAACUGUUAGUAUGUUGAUUUUUUUUAAAUAUAUUUUUUAAGUACAAAUUAUAAUACCUUAGUUUUAUAAACUGAAAACUUAAGAGACAAAUUAAUUGAAUAAAGAAUUUUUAACUAGAAAAUUAUGUGUUCCUUUCCUAAUUAAUAAAAUAAAGUCUUUCUUGUUGAACUAUGCAAAAGUGAAAACAAAGGAAAGGAAAUUUUGUAGUACAUGUUGUGUGGGUGAAAUUUUGCAAUUGCACUAUAAUUAUUAACAUUUAUGGCAAUAACAAUACAUUUUAUGUACUUGCAGUUUUUCUUGAUUAAGGGUAGGGCUUGAUAAAUUUUAAAAAAUGGCAAUGUUUUUAAUUCUUAGCGUUCUUUUUUUUUCCCAAAAAUAAUCUUAUUAGGUUUUUUGUUGGAUCGACUUUACAUUUAGCAGUUAUUUUAAAAAGCUUUGUAUUAUUAGAAGCAAAGCUAUUUAUGCAAAAACAUUUUAUCAGAUAUUUGUUCAUUUGAUUCCAAACCACUUGUUACAUUCAAUUUGUUGACGAUUUAUUAGUAAAUGUGCUGUGUGAGUCUUUUCAUCCAUUGGCUGGAAUACAAAUCAAGUGUUGGAAUAUCUUAACUGUUUAUUCUUUUAAAAUAGGUAAAUUUUAGUUUUGUGAUAGAGACACUGAUACCUUAACAAAUGUAUAAAGUAAUAUUUUAAUCAUGUUUUAAGGGAUCGAAGUAACUUGUUUUAAUUUAUUAAAAGGGAUCCUAUUUUUCUUCUCAUUAUUGGAAUGGAAUAGUUUCAGAAUGUUAAAUUCACUAAUAUUUUGGAACUUCUGUGUGUUAGAUAACAUUUUUAAAAUUUUAUGAGCUUAAAGAAGAAAUGAUUUAAUUCAUGUAUCAUUAAAUGUUUGUUAACAUUUGUCUUUCCCAUACAUCAGUUUGGAUUCAGUGGAUUAGCAGAUGAUGUUAAACAAUUAAAUUGAUCAGCUUUUGUGUAUCAAUAUCACAGAUUGUAAUAACUACUAUUCACUAUAUAAGCAUUGCAAUGAAACUGUGAUAAAAAAGCAUGAAUUUUUAUAUUUUUCAAAUUAAUGAAAUCUAUGCCUAUCUUAGAUUUAUUUAUAUAUAACUUUUAAAAAUCAAAAGUGUAAAAAUUACAAACUAAUAAUUUAGAUUACUUAAAUGAAAAGAAGGCUAAUAAAUAUAGUGAAGAACCGUUAGGCAGCAACCUUUAUCUAUAUUUUAUCAAAACUAAUGGUUAUUUUAUUUUUGGUACAUUUCUUCUCUUGUUAGGUCCUUAUUUAACAGUAGUAAAAUAUAAUUUUGAUUUUUAAAAUAUGGAUACAUCUGGUAGUUGUUUUUUUUUUAAAUUUAGUCACUAACUGCAUUACAUUAAAACUUCAUUUCUCUAAUUUAAAAAUAAGUUGUUCAAAGCAGCGUAAUUAUUCUUAGAAACAGUAGUUAGUAGUUUUAUCAUAUAUUUCAUUUUACAUACUAUUUUUAUAAUUGAACACCCCUAGCUUAUUUAGACAUUUAAAUCCACUUGAUACAUAUUUGUGUGUGCUUCUUAUACAGCACUUGCAAUCAUUUAGAUUAAAUAGAAUUUUGUGUGUGGCUAGGAAAACAUUGUUCCAUAAGCAUGAGACAUCAAUCAUACCUCAUUAUAAAGUUAUUUAAAAAGUCACUUGUUGUUUGAAUGUUUAUGUGUAACUGUUGUUUCUGACUAUUUCAUGUAUAUAAGAGAAAUAAAAAUAUAAAUCAUUCA
Messenger RNA from Physella acuta, 3836 nucleotides. RefSeq names its product dual specificity mitogen-activated protein kinase kinase 6. NCBI's taxonomy places the organism in Eukaryota, Metazoa, Mollusca, Gastropoda, Physidae. Gene Ontology annotation, biological process: MAPK cascade; protein phosphorylation. Gene Ontology annotation, molecular function: ATP binding; MAP kinase kinase activity. The record is from RefSeq and is a predicted model, not a curated record.